This is a messenger RNA of Setaria italica (foxtail millet), 4171 nucleotides long. Its product is annotated as probable serine/threonine protein kinase IRE. The transcript has 12 exons. Lineage: Eukaryota; Viridiplantae; Streptophyta; Magnoliopsida; Poales; Poaceae. The record is from RefSeq and is a predicted model, not a curated record. Bases 564 to 3707 code for a protein of 1047 amino acids. Gene Ontology annotation, molecular function: protein serine/threonine kinase activity; ATP binding. Gene Ontology annotation, biological process: peptidyl-serine phosphorylation; intracellular signal transduction.
UCCUGCCUUGACAACACUAGGCACCUGAUGUUAAAAUUAGCUCCUGUGUCAUUUUCUUUGCAUGAAAAGCUUAGCAUCAAUCUCCAUUACUUCUUCCUAACCCUAGUUACAUAGAGGUUAGCAGAGCACCGUGUUUCGAUCGACGGCGACUUCUUCAUCAGGUAUGUCACGUGCUAUGUGUAGGCUCUGUUUGGAUACAAAGGAUUGUGAUGCAGGAGAAAGUAGUCGAUAGAGCAACCUCUCAUCUCCGAAUAGUAUUUUGUACAUCUUGUUUAUAAAUUCUCCAGUCCCGAAAUAACAAUUUACAUGUCUUGUUUAUAAGUUCUCCGGUCCCUCUCCUUUGUUCCAUGAAUUUUGGAUUUGCUCUUCUUCUACCUGAUAUAUGAAUGGAUUUACAAAUUUGAUCGGAUUUUAUGGAUUUGUUUGAAGCAUGUAAAAAAGAUGCUGGCUGGGGAGGGAUUUGUUGACCUGCGCGCACGUUGCGAUCAUGGAGGUAAAUAAUUCGGGGGAUCGAUCGGACGUGGCGGCCACAUACGUGAUGGAUUGACGUUGAUCGAUGCGCUAUGUCUGGCCCGCAGAAGGACGACGGCGUCGGCGGCGCGCGCGGGCGGCCGGCGAUGGUGGAUGCCGGCGGGGCGCGGGAGAUGGACUCGCCGCGGUUCCGCGCGAUCCUGCGCGCCACGAGCGGUCGCCGGAAGCGCGCGCCCGACGUGAAGAGCUUCUCGCACGAGCUCAGCGCCGGCGCCGGCGUCCCGGCGAUGCGCAAGAUGGUGCGCGGCGGCGGGCUCGGCGGCGGCGGCGGCACUGGCACCGCCCCCGAGGAGUUCAUCGGCGCCAUCCGCACCAAGUUCAUCCGCCUCAAGCAGGAGGUGGACAGCGAGCUGGGCGUCUUCGCCGGGGACCUCGUCGGCGUGCUGGAGCGCGGCGACCUGCCGGAGGACCGCCGCCUCGCGCUCGAGGACCUCCUCGUGGCGGCGCAGCGGUGCGCCGAGAUGAGCCCCGAGGAGUUCUGGACCCGCUGCGAGGGCAUCGUGCAGGGCCUCGACGACCGCCGCCAGGAGCUCCCCGCCGGGUUCCCCAAGCAGGACCACACGCGGAUCCUCUUCAUCCUCACGCGCUGCACCCGGCUGCUGCAGUUCCGGAAGGAGGCCGCCGCCGCCGGCUGCCGCUACGCCGGCGACGAUGGCAGCUGCAGGCAGCACGUGCUCGGCCUGCAUCAGCUCAGCGACCUGGGGCUCUUCCCGUCCCGCGCCGAUGGCGGGGACCUCGGCCGGAACAGCACGUCCAGCCUCACCGAGCUCAAGGAGCGGCUCAUCCGGAGGCGGAUGCUCGAGCACAAGAACCUCACCGUCGACUUCUCCCCGGCGAGGAUCUUCUCGUCCGGGGACGGAGCCGCCGGCGCUGCUGAGCAAUCCCCCUCCGGAAAGAUGGCGUCGUGGAAGAAGCUCCCUUCCCCCGCCGAGAAGAACAGGAGUGCCGGCGCAGGCGGCGGCGACGACGCCGCUCCUUCCGCCGACGAGAAGAAGAAGCCGGUCAUCACCCGGCCGCAGGGCAAGCCGAGCGUGGACGAGAUCGUGGAGCGCGUGGACGCGGCGAGCAUCCACCCCGACGGGCUGUCGUGCCUGGCCGGCGGCGGUGGUGCGGCGGCGGUGAGCCUGGAGGUCCCGUCCCAGUUCCCGGCGGCGCAGCAGAUCAUCGUCGACGGCAAGCCGCGGAUGAUCUGCCGCAUCUGCGACUUCGAGAUCCCCAUGGCGUGCGCCGAGGGCCACCUCGUGGUGUGCACGCUCGCCGACCGCUGCGACGCCAAGGGCCACACCGCCGACCAGCGCCUGCUAAGGAUCGCCGACGUGCUCGGCCGCGUGCUCGCCUGCUUCACCGGCGGCGGCGGUCGAGCGAGCACGUCGUCGUCCGAGUCCUCCAACCCCGACCACGACGCGCUGUCCCACCUGCUGGCCGUGCCGUCCGCCGAGCUCUUCUCGGAGGGCGCGUUGUCGCCGGCGCCGGCGCCGACGCCGGGGAGCCUGCCGCACUCGCCGCUGCUGACGCCACGCACGAGCCACGCCGAGUCGCAGCUGGCCCGGCACUUCCACGCCGGCGUCGGCGAGAACUUCCAGCAGAUCGAGAGCCUCCUCGCCAUUGCCCGCAGCAUCGAGUGCAUCAAGAGCUCCGACUACAACUCCCUCGAGGACCUCAGCUCCUUCCUCGAGGACCUCAACGCCGUCAUCGACACCCGCAAGGUGGACGCCCUCGUCGUCGAGACGUUCGGCCGGAGGAUCGCCAAGCUCUUGCAGGAGAAGUUCAUGCAGCUGUGCGGGCAGAUCGACGACAUGAACGCCGGCGAGCAGCUGCACGCGAUCGACGAGGAGGGGCCGACGGAGAACAGCAGCGUGAGCUCGAGGACGAGCCAGGCGCUGAACGGGAACGCCGCCGCCACCAAGUUCAAGGACCGGACGUCGAUCGAGGACUUCGAGAUCAUCAAGCCCAUCAGCCGCGGCGCCUUCGGCCGCGUCUUCCUGGCCAGGAAGCGCGUCACCGGCGACCUCUUUGCCAUCAAGGUGCUCAAGAAGGCGGACAUGAUCCGGAAGAACGCCGUGGAGAGCAUCCUUGCCGAGCGCGACAUCCUCAUCUCCGCGAGGAACCCCUUCGUCGUCAGGUUCUUCUACUCCUUCACCUGCAGGGAGAACCUGUACCUCGUCAUGGAGUACCUCAAUGGCGGGGACCUCUACUCCCUCCUCAGGAACCUCGGAUGCCUCGACGAGGACAUGGCCAGGACGUACAUCGCCGAGCUUGUUCUUGCAUUGGAGUACCUGCAUUCCAUGAAUGUGAUCCACCGUGACCUGAAGCCUGACAACCUGUUGAUCGGUCGUGAUGGCCACAUAAAGCUGACCGAUUUCGGGCUAUCAAAAGUUGGCCUGAUCAACAGCACGGACGACCUGUCAGGACCAGACGUGAGCAGCGUCCUCGUCGGCGACCAUCAGCCGGCGGACGCGGAGCAGCGCGCGCAGCAGAGGCAGCAGCGGCAGAGGCAGACGGCCGUGGGCACGCCGGACUACCUGGCGCCGGAGAUCCUGCUGGGCAUGGCCCACGGUCCGACUGCAGAUUGGUGGUCAGUUGGUAUCAUCCUCUUUGAGCUGCUUGUUGGGAUUCCGCCUUUCAAUGCCGAGCACCCUCAGAUAAUAUUCGACAACAUAAUGAAUCGAGAAAUACCUUGGCCUCAUGUACCGGAGGAACUGAGUUUUGAAGCGUAUGAUUUGAUUGACAAGUUGCUUAUGGAAAAUCCAGUACAAAGAUUAGGCGCCACCGGUGCUGGAGAGGUAAAGGCUCAUCCGUUCUUCAAAGAUAUCAACUGGGACAUGCUUGCCAGGCAAAAGGUUGCAUUCAUCCCUUCUACAGAUGAUGAGUACGACACGAGCUACUUCGCCUGCCGCCACGCCUGGGGCACCGCCGACGAGCAUGUCAAUGCUCCCUGUAAUGAGUAUGACGACAGGAGCGAUACCAGCAGCAUGAGCUGCUGCAGCAGCCCACACAGCUGUGACUACGAGGAAGAUGGUGAUGAAUGUGGCAGUAUGGAAGAAUUUGGCGCGCCAUUGUCGGUGAAGUAUUCUUUCAGCAAUUUCUCAUUCAAGAACAUCUCACAGUUAGCGUCAAUGAACUACGAUCUGAUAACAAAGCACAAUGAGGACCCUUUACAGUCUUCGAAAUCAUGAGAGCACGGAUUCACUAGAGCAGCAUAUCCCCCAGAAGCCACAAGUUCUGUUAGUCAGGUACUGUACCUCUUCGCUAAGGUUCUGAUCGAUGAUGUUGUGUAGCAAUGAACCUGCACAUUUCAUCUGGAACUUGCUCAGCCCAGUUAGUGAGCAGACUAGCAUACAUUUACAUGGUGAAAUGCAUGCUUUGUUUCAAGAAAGAAAAUACAAAUGCAUGCUGAAUGACCAAGAAGAAGUAGUGGUGAGAUGAAGCACAGUGCUAGUCACUGAGGCCAAGAAGAUAGGACGGUAUCAUUCACUGUUCCAAUCUCUGGCAAAUGGUUGUAGAUUGAUAUCCUUUUAUUUGUAGAGAGAUACCACACUAGAUAGAACUUGUGAUAGUCAGUGUUGAAGUGAAAAGUUCAUGUACAAAAGUAACCUGACAUGUGAUAGCAAUUGAGAGGUUCUAUCAGGUUGCAGCUUCA